GCUUGUGUAAUUACAUCGCUGCUGGUGCCGAAGCUCAGAAGGAGUUGUGAAGUUGCAAGUCGUGCUGACGGUGCGCAUUUCCGCAGCGUCGCCUCGCUCGCCAGCAUGGCACCGCAGCCGGAGGCCCAGUAUCGGGUAGAUCCCGAUGGCGUGGCGGUCAUCACGCUCAACUACCCGCCGCUGAACGCGCUGCAUCCGCUGCUGCUGCGCUCGCUGUUUGAGGCGCUGCGCCGCGCGCACGCCGACCCGGCGGUGAAGGCGGUGGUGCUCACCGGCGCAAACAACAACUUCUGCGCCGGCUUUGACAUCAGCCAGUUCCAGAACCCGGACGCCGGCAGCGGCGGCGGCAUCGACAACUCCAUCAACGAUGCCAUCUGCAAGUACCUGGAGGGCGGCGCCAAGCCCGUGGUGGCGGCCGUGCAGGGCGUGGCGCUGGGCGGGGGGCUGGAGGUGGCCAUGGGGUGCAACGCCCGUGUGGCGGUGCGCGGCACCAAGCUGGGUCUGCCGGAGCUGACGCUGGGCAUCAUCCCGGGCUUUGGCGGCACGCAGCGGCUGCCGCGCCUGGUGGGGCUGGCCAAGGGCUGCGAGAUGAUGCUGACCAGCGCGCCCAUCAAGGCCGAGGCCGGCCUGAAGCUGGGUCUGGUGGACGUGUUGGCGCCCGACGCCGCGGGCCUGAUGCCGGCGGCGCGCGCCCUGGCGCUGGACAUUGCGGCGGGGCGGCGGCCGCGCAUGUACAGCCUCACCCGCACAGACAAGCUGCCCCCCCUGGGCGAGGCCCUGGCGCUGCUGGACAUGGCGCGCGCCGAGGCCGGCCGCCGCGCCCGCGGCCUGGCGCACCCGCAGCUGUGCCUGGACGCGGUGCAGGCGGGCGUGGAGCGGGGCGGGCAGGAGGGGCUGGCGGCGGAGGGCCGCGCCUUCGCGGCGGCCGCCGCGCUGGACACGCACAAGGCGCUGGUGCACAUCUUCUUUGCGCAGCGGGCCACCAAGAAGGUCAAGGGCGUCACGGACGUGCCGGGCCUGAAGCCCCGCCCCAUCCGCUGCGUGGCGGUGCUGGGCGGCGGCCUGAUGGGCAGCGGCAUCGCCACGGCGCUGGCGCUGGCGGGUGUGGAGGUGAUCCUCAAGGAGGUCAGCCAGCAGUUCUUGGACGGAGGCAUGGCGCGCAUCAAGGCCAACGUGGCCAGCAGGGUGAAGAAGGGCGCCAUGAGCCAGGCCGCCGCGGACGCCGCGCUGGGCCGUGUGAGCGGCGCGCUGGACUACGCCGGCUUUGCGCGGGCGGACAUGGUGAUUGAGGCGGUCAUCGAGGACAUCCCGCUCAAGCAGAAGAUCUUUGCGGACCUGGAGAAGGCCUGCCGCCCCGACGCCAUCCUCUCCACCAACACCUCGACCAUCGACAUUGAGCUGGUGGGGGCCAAGAUGUCGGGCGGCGCGGCGGCGCGGCGGCGGCUGCUGGGCGCGCACUUCUUCAGCCCGGCGCACAUCAUGCCGCUGCUGGAGAUCGUGAGGACCAAGGACACCGGCGCCCAGGAGCUGCUGGACACGCUGGCGCUGUCCUCCGCCAUCAAGAAGACGCCGGUGGUGGUGGGCAACUGCACGGGCUUUGCGGUGAACCGCGUGUUCUUCCCCUACACCAUGUCGGCCGUCAUGCUGGCGGACCUGGGGCUGGACCCCUACCGCGUGGACGCCGCGGUGGCGGGGCGCUUCGGCAUGCCCAUGGGCCCCUUCAGGCUGAACGACCUGGUGGGCAGCGACAUUGGGCUGCACGUGGGCGCCAACUUCGUCACCUCGUUCCCGGACCGCGUCUACGUGUCGCGCCUCAUCCCCGCGCUCAACGAGGCCAAGCGGCUGGGCGAGAAGACCGGCAAGGGCUUCUACAAGUUUGACGCCAAGACGCGCAAGGCCAGCCCCGACCCCGAGGGCCUGGCGCCGCUGCUGGAGGGCAGCCGGCGCGAGGCCGCCCUGGUGCCGGCGGGCGCCAAGCCGCCGGCGCUGAGCGACCAGGACAUCCUGGACUGGAUCUUCUUCCCGGUUGUGAACGAGGGCUGCCGGGUGGUGGCGGAGGGCAUUGUGGACAAGGCCGCCGACCUGGACGUGGCCAGCGUCAUGGCCAUGGGCUUCCCGCCCGUGCGGGGCGGCCUGAUCUUCUGGGCUGACCUGGUGGGGGCGCCGCGCAUCGUGGCCCGCCUGAAGCAGUUUGCGGCCAUGGUGCCGCCGCAGCACGCCGGCUUCUUCGCACCCUGCGACUACCUGCUGCAGGCCGCGGCGUCCGGCCGCAAGCUCAGCGCCGGGCCGCCCGCCGCAGCCAAGCUGUAGAGGAGGCUCUGUGGAGGAGGGGCGAUGGAGAGGAGCUGUGGAGGGGGCUGGCGGGGCGAGUGGUGGUGGAGGAGGGGCGGGUGCAGAUGAGGCCGAUAGUGUGUUGACUGUGGUGUUGUGGUGUUUGCUCAGGCGUGUCAGUCCGGUGCGGUCCGAGGUUCAAACCGUGUGUUUGAAUCCCGGACGCGGAGCUAUGUGUGGAAAGGCGUGAGCUGGUCGAUCACUCGAUUGUCUGCCGCAGCGACGUACAUGCAGUAGUAUUUGUGUGUGGCAAUGUGUGCAGCUGCGUGCAAUUGACCCGUGUGUGCAGUAUGGUACAUUGUUUUCUUUGAAGCAGCAGUGUGAGGCGAGUUUGGACAAGUGAUGUCUUAUUGACAUUGGGUGACCAACUUGCCACGACAGGCCGGAAUGGUGCCAGAAAGGUGCACACGCAUGGGGGCGGCCCCGCAGCUCCCCAGACCCCAGCCGCACAUUGCGGAGGAGCGCCCGCAGGCCGCUGGGCCCCCCUGAUGCCGCACGCGCCUACCGCGUGGAACGGGGGUAGUGUUCACUUCAAAAGCCUAGAGGUCCGACAUGUGUAAGCUAUGCAGAUA
Messenger RNA from Chlamydomonas reinhardtii, 2903 nucleotides. RefSeq lists its product as uncharacterized. The coding region runs from base 106 to 2310 and encodes 734 amino acids. Gene Ontology annotation, molecular function: (3S)-3-hydroxyacyl-CoA dehydrogenase (NAD+) activity; NAD+ binding. NCBI's taxonomy places the organism in Eukaryota, Viridiplantae, Chlorophyta, Chlorophyceae, Chlamydomonadales, Chlamydomonadaceae. Gene Ontology annotation, cellular component: peroxisome. The transcript has 14 exons. The record is from RefSeq and is a predicted model, not a curated record. Gene Ontology annotation, biological process: fatty acid beta-oxidation.